AUGGACGUCAAGACUGUUGAGUUUAAGCCCUUCCAGGACCAGAAGCCUGGCACCUCUGGUCUUCGUAAAAAGGUCACCACCUUCCAGCAGGCCCACUACAGCGAAUCUUUCAUUACCAGCAUCCUCCUCUCCAUUCCCGAAGGUGUCGAGGGAUCCUUCCUCGUCAUCGGUGGCGAUGGUCGCUACUGGAACCCUGAGGUCAUUCAGCUGAUUGCCAAAAUUGGUGCCGCGUAUGGUGUUAAGAAGCUCCUCAUCGGCCAGAACGGUAUCCUGUCGACCCCUGCUGCGAGCCAUGUCAUCCGUCUUCGCAAGGCUACCGGCGGUAUUCUGCUGACUGCUAGCCAUAAUCCCGGCGGUCCCAAGGAAGACUUUGGCAUCAAGUACAACCUAGCCAACGGUGGCCCCGCCCCCGAGUCCAUGACAAACAAGGUCUUUGAGACCUCCAAGACUCUGACCUCGUACAAAAUUGCCUCGAUCCCCGAUGUUGACAUUACCACCAUGGGUACCAAGACUUAUGGUGCUCUCGAGGUUGAGAUCAUUGAUAGUACUGCCGAUUACGUCACAAUGCUCAAAGACAUCUUUGACUUUGACACCAUCAAGAAGUUCUUUGCUUCGCAUCCCGACUUCAAGGUUCUUUUUGACGGUCUCCACGGCGUGACUGGCCCCUACGGAACUGCUAUCUUCGAGAAGGAGCUUGGCCUUACUGGCGCAACCCAAAACUGCGUGCCCAGCCCCGACUUCAACGGCGGCCACCCAGACCCCAACCUGGUAUACGCCCACUCCCUCGUCGAAGUGGUCGACAAGCACAACAUUCCCUUCGGCGCGGCUUCGGACGGUGACGGUGACCGCAACAUGAUUUACGGCGCCAACGCCUUUGUCUCUCCCGGCGACUCUCUCGCUAUCAUCGCCCACCAUGCCAAGCUCAUCCCCUACUUCCAGAAGAAUGGUGUCAACGGCCUUGCCCGCUCCAUGCCCACCUCUGGUGCCGUUGACCUCGUCGCCAAGGCGCAGGGCCUCGACUGCUACGAGGUGCCCACUGGUUGGAAGUUCUUUUGCGCCCUCUUCGACGCCAAGAAGCUGUCCAUCUGCGGCGAGGAGAGUUUCGGUACGGGCAGUGAUCACAUUCGCGAAAAGGAUGGCCUCUGGGCUGUCGUCGCCUGGCUCAACAUCAUUGCCGCCCUCGGUGUCAAGAAUCCCGAGACCACCCCUUCCAUCAAGCAGAUUCAGAAGGAUUUUUGGACACAAUAUGGCCGUACCUUCUUUACUCGCUACGACUACGAAAAUGUCGACUCUGACGGUGCCGACAAGGUUGUUGGUGAGCUGAAGGCUCUGGUAGCCGACCCCAAUAUCGUCGGCAGCAAGAUUGGAGACCGCACCGUGACUGCUGCUGGCAACUUUUCCUACACCGACCUCGACGGCUCUGUCUCGUCCAACCAGGGUCUCUACGCCACCUUCUCCUCUGGCAGCCGCAUCGUGGUUCGUCUCUCCGGUACAGGCUCCUCUGGCGCCACCAUCCGUCUCUACCUAGAGCAGUACAGCAGCGACCCCACCACCUAUGACCUGGACGCCCAAGACUUCCUGAAGUCCGAGGUCGAGUUUGCCACCGAGCUCCUCAAGUUCAAGCAGCACGUCGGCCGCGACCAGCCCGAUGUUCGCACCUAA
Messenger RNA from Beauveria bassiana ARSEF 2860, 1662 nucleotides. RefSeq names its product Alpha-D-phosphohexomutase, alpha/beta/alpha I/II/III. Lineage: Eukaryota; Fungi; Ascomycota; Sordariomycetes; Hypocreales; Cordycipitaceae. The transcript is spliced from 5 exons. The record is from RefSeq and is a predicted model, not a curated record. Bases 1 to 1662 code for a protein of 553 amino acids. Gene Ontology annotation, biological process: carbohydrate metabolic process. Gene Ontology annotation, molecular function: phosphoglucomutase activity; magnesium ion binding. Gene Ontology annotation, cellular component: cytosol.